Molecule: messenger RNA, 460 nt
Organism: Thunnus maccoyii (southern bluefin tuna)
Lineage: Eukaryota; Metazoa; Chordata; Actinopteri; Scombriformes; Scombridae
Gene: lsm7
Product: LSM7 homolog, U6 small nuclear RNA and mRNA degradation associated
Exons: 4
Coding region: 88-399 (103 amino acids)
Biological process (GO): mRNA splicing, via spliceosome; nuclear-transcribed mRNA catabolic process
Cellular component (GO): U12-type spliceosomal complex; U6 snRNP; catalytic step 2 spliceosome
Molecular function (GO): RNA binding
Source: RefSeq, a predicted model, not a curated record
GUCAUUCUCACGGCGAUAGGCGCUCAACGAUUUGAUUGGUGGAACAUUUCUGAGGUCAAAGUUUAACUUCCGUGUCACGCAGCUAACAUGGCGGAUAAAGAAAAGAAGAAAAAGGAGAGUAUCUUCGACUUGUCAAAAUACAUCGACAAGCCGAUUCGUGUGAAGUUUCAAGGAGGACGAGAGGCCAGCGGUGUCCUGAAAGGUUUCGACCCUCUGCUGAACCUGGUGCUGGACGGCACCAUCGAGUACAUGCGGGAUCCAGAUGACCAGCUAAAGCUGACAGAAGACACCAGGCAGCUGGGACUGGUGGUCUGCAGAGGGACCUCCGUAGUGCUUAUCUGUCCUCAGGAUGGCAUGGAGGCUAUACCAAAUCCAUUCAUACAGCAGCAGGAUGGCUAACACACAGUCUGUCACUCUCUGAGCCACAGACACACACACACACACACACAAAUACAAACAU